Cyanidioschyzon merolae strain 10D is the source of this 1503-nucleotide messenger RNA. RefSeq lists its product as hypothetical. The transcript has a single exon. The record is from RefSeq and is a predicted model, not a curated record. NCBI's taxonomy places the organism in Eukaryota, Rhodophyta, Bangiophyceae, Cyanidiales, Cyanidiaceae. The coding region runs from base 1 to 1503 and encodes 500 amino acids.
AUGUCUGCUUUCACCAGGGUGGUGCAUCUUUAUUUUCUGCGCCUUGUUGCUGCUCUCGCCGUCUUUGCUCUGCUGAAAGUAGUUUUUCGGUUUGGAGUGGAUUGGCGCUUCCGGGGGAAGCCUCCAUACCCCCUCGAUCUGCCACGUCCCGGGCGAGCGCCGCUUCUGAACAAGCCAGAGCGUUGUUUUCUGUCAAUAUCCUCUGAUGACUGGGGACGCUGGGCGGACGCUGUGCCAAUCUUUCCGGACAUUGCGUUCGCUUCUAGUCACGAGGAGCUUCAAACUGCGCCCGCUGGUUUUUGGUACCGACUGGCGACUUCCGAGACCCGUGAAGAUCUCGAGAAUCUAGGGAGUCUGCUUGAACGGUUAAAUGCCGACGUUACAUACGAAAAGAGAGUCGUGCUGACGCCUCACUGGAUCGUUGGCGGGCCCGACUUUGAGGCGAUGAGGAAGCUUUCGCGGCCGCUGGCGGUAGCGUGCCACGGCAGGGAUAGCGGACGCCAGGACCGUUGCGGCUACAUCGAGCUCCUGCUGCAUGAUUCAGCGGGCGGCCUGUCGAGGCCGCCAUACAGCAGAGGCGAUCUACGGGACCUCUACAGGAAGCUAUAUAUGAACGAAUUGUGGCAUCCUGAGUACCACGGUCGUUCGCACUUUUCUGUGUCCCGUUGGCUAAGAGAGUUAAAUAUUGCAGGAUCCAAAGCGGAGGCUUGUUUCAACCACUCUCUUGUAUGCGGUUCUAGUGAGAUAGCUCUUCGGUCUGAAUUUGAUUGGUUCGAUGAGCAUCAGCAUCUUCUCGAGUGGAUUCAGGGCGGUUUGCAUUCGUUUCGGGCAUUUUGGGGGUAUCGGCCUCGGGUGCUUUCGUCACCACACAAUACGUGGACACCGUGGCUGGCCGAUGCCGCGCGGUACGCAGGUUUCAUCGGCACCAGCCUCGGAGAUGUUCAGAAGGUAUAUCGCAUGGAUGGUGGCCUUGUAAUCACGAAUCGGCCUCGGUUUGAUGCAUUUUACCCAGGGUUUGACUGCGAAAAGUCUGUGAACGAAAUUAUCAAGACUCUGAAUUCGACAAAGUUUGCCAACAUUAUGUGGCAUGCGCAGAACGCGAUGAGAUCUACGUAUUCUCUGGAGGAAUACGAAAAACAUCUGUCGUGCUUUGAGCGUCUUAUCGGAAAAGUCCGCGCUAUGCUUCCGGGACUUGCGAUCGUUACAGAAUCGGAAUUGCACCAGAUUCGAGUUCGAGGCUGGUCGGCGGAAAUAUGGAACUCCUCGAUUGUGUACAGAAAUUACCAACGAACGCCUGUGGACGUGUAUGCUGCGGAUCCGACAGCGUUUGGGACGGUGGAAUCAUGGCAUGGCAAGGAUUUAGUAAUGGAAGAACUGCAGGGGAAGGCCACAAAGACCGGUCCGAAUUCUGCGCUACACACUGGGGACACAAUAAGGCUGUACCCCGAUUCGAUCAUACGAGUGCGCGUCAGCGAAAGUCGCGCCACAAUCCCUAGCAGCUGA